Molecule: messenger RNA, 706 nt
Organism: Aspergillus candidus
Lineage: Eukaryota; Fungi; Ascomycota; Eurotiomycetes; Eurotiales; Aspergillaceae
Exons: 1
Coding region: 212-442 (76 amino acids)
Source: RefSeq, a predicted model, not a curated record
UGAGGUAGAUUGGAUGUGAAUGGGUGUCCAAAGACGACGACAUCGUCUCGCUUUAUGUUAACUUACAUGCCCAUGACAUCAUAUCCUGGGUGGGUUGGUCCAAGUCGCUGAGAUCAUAGAGUGGGUCCACACACAACCUGAUAGUGGUUGUUCCUUCCAGUGCUUCCACUGUGGAAGCUUGGAAGGGUUGUAGAUUGUGGAUUGGUAGUGGAUGGGCUUGUGUCAUGGUUUCCAUUUUUGUUGCUGGUUUGACUGGGUAUUGAUCUUAAUCUUGCGGAGGGGUUAUGAUAUCAUGGAUUUUGACCUCGUUUUCUUUCGUUGUUUUUCUUUUCGCUAUGCUUCUUGUGUGGUCGUUUUGAUUCUGUUCUUUUCAUUCUGUUUCUCUUCUUUUCGGUUUCUUUCCCCUUCCUUUGGUGCUGUAUACACUGGAUAUGAGGGUUGAUGUUAUCACGUGCUCGACGCGACUAUUGACAACAUCCGGAUCAUUCAGUCUAGAUAUACAAUGAGUGAAGACCUGUUAGGAUGAUAUCUUGAAUAAUAUCUUCUGAGGCUGUUAUGGCAUAUUGAUUGACUCCAGACAGAUAGCCAUCACUUUAGCAUUCCAUACUAUAAGCAUGAUGCGACAGUCGCUCGUGCGCUGUAAAGAUGGAUAUACGGUAGAUCAGGCACGCCAGUCUACUUCAUACUGAUAAAUCUUUAAAGCAAU